Messenger RNA from Trichoderma gamsii, 882 nucleotides. RefSeq lists its product as hypothetical. The transcript has a single exon. The record is from RefSeq and is a predicted model, not a curated record. The coding region runs from base 1 to 882 and encodes 293 amino acids. NCBI's taxonomy places the organism in Eukaryota, Fungi, Ascomycota, Sordariomycetes, Hypocreales, Hypocreaceae.
AUGAGAUUCACAGCCGUCUCCGCCGUCUCCUUCCUCGCAGGCACCGCGAUUGCCGCCCCUACGGACAUGAACGCCAACAAGGCAUCCGACAUGUCCGCAGACGCCUCCUCCAUCGCAAACAUGCGUCUGGCCAGCCUGUUUAACGAGCGCCAGAUGGCCGUGCUCAGGGUUCUUUCGGAGCAUCAGCAGGAGCUGGGCAUGAGCCAGGAGGAGAAGGACAUAAUGGAUGCCUUUAUGGCUGUGCUCCAUGAUGAGGCUGCUGUUACUGUCAAGAGACAAGAGCCGGUUCCGGUUUCGGUUUCGGUUACUGCUCCGGAUGUGGAUCCGACUGCGAUCACAGAUCUUACUCCUACGGUCGUCAAUGCUACUGCUCUGGGCAGCCUUGGAAGUGUGCUUGGUGCUUUGACCGGGGUGACUCCCGGUGCUGUUGUUCCGACUGGCAUCGUUGGCGCGGUUGGUGGUGCUGCGUCUGGCGUGGCCAACACUGCUGCUGGGGCUGCUGGUUCGGCCACGGAUUUGCUUAGCAUUCUGAAGAAUAUCCCGGGCUUGGGGGCUCUGCUGGCGAAUGCGACGAGUGCUGCUGGAGGAGCUACUUCGGGGCUGGGAUCUGCUACUUCUGGGCUAGGAUCUGCGACUUCUGGGCUGUCCGGCCUUACUGGCGGUUUAGGCGGCCUGACUGGUGGUCUUGGAGGUUUGACUGGUGGCUUGGGAGGCUUAACUGGAGGAUUGGGAGGCUUAACUGGAGGAUUGGGAGGCUUAACUGGAGGAUUGGGAGGACUGACUGGAGGAUUGGGAGGUUUGACGGGUGGGCUUGGAGGACUGUGUGGCGGUGUUCGCAGGGGCGGCCUUUUGGGCGGCAUUCUCAUUCCAGGUAUCUUGUAA